Molecule: messenger RNA, 4151 nt
Organism: Enhydra lutris kenyoni (northern sea otter)
Lineage: Eukaryota; Metazoa; Chordata; Mammalia; Carnivora; Mustelidae
Product: MIER1 transcriptional regulator
Exons: 16
Coding region: 1-1809 (602 amino acids)
Biological process (GO): negative regulation of transcription by RNA polymerase II
Cellular component (GO): nucleoplasm
Molecular function (GO): histone deacetylase binding; transcription corepressor activity
Source: RefSeq, a predicted model, not a curated record
AUGGAUGGGGCUUCUUCAGGCGGUGGCGGCAGCAGUGGAGGUGGCGGCGGCAGCAGCGGCAGCGGCUAUGGUGUGGUGGCUCGAUUCUCCCAGUGCCUGGCUGAGUUUCGGACGUGGUUAAGAACCAACUGGUUGAGGUUCAGUGCAGACAAGACGGAUGUGAUGCUGAAAAUGUGCAUCAGAUGUUUAUGUUUAAUUGGUUUACAGACUGUCUGUGGACUCUUUUCCUGUCAAAUUACCAGCCAUCUGUUGAGUCUUCAAGUCCAGAAAUGGAUGAAAUAUUUGACUGCCCAUGAAAGUACAGGAGGUUCAGCAACAUCAGAUGACCAUGAAUUUGAUCCAUCAGCUGACAUGCUGGUUCAUGAUUUUGAUGAUGAACGAACAUUAGAAGAGGAAGAAAUGAUGGAAGGAGAAACAAACUUCAGUUCUGAAAUAGAGGAUCUUGCAAGGGAAGGAGACAUGCCAAUUCAUGAACUUCUCAGUCUUUAUGGUUAUGAUAGUACUGUUCGACUACCUGAAGAAGAUGAGGAGGAAGAAGAAGAGGAAGAAGAAGGUGAAGAUGAUGAAGAUGCUGAUAAUGAUGAUAAUAGUGGCUGUAGUGGGGAAAAUAAAGAAGAGAAUAUAAAGGACUCAUCAGGUCAAGAGGAUGAAACUCAGUCUUCCAAUGAUGAUCCGUCACAAUCUGUUGCUUCUCAAGAUGCCCAAGAAAUAAUCCGCCCACGUCGAUGUAAAUAUUUUGAUACAAAUAGCGAAAUAGAAGAAGAAUCUGAAGAAGAUGAAGAUUAUAUUCCAUCAGAAGACUGGAAAAAGGAGAUUAUGGUGGGCUCCAUGUUUCAAGCAGAGAUUCCAGUUGGCAUUUGUAGAUACAAAGAAAAUGAAAAAGUAUAUGAAAAUGAUGAUCAGCUCCUGUGGGACCCUGAGUACUUACCAGAAGAUAAAGUGAUUGUAUUUCUUAAGGAUGCAUCUAGAAGAACAGGUGAUGAGAAAGGUGUAGAAGCAAUUCCUGAAGGAUCUCACAUUAAAGACAAUGAACAGGCAUUAUAUGAAUUGGUUAAAUGCAAUUUUGACACGGAAGAAGCAUUGAGAAGAUUAAGAUUUAAUGUAAAAGCAGCUAGAGAGGAAUUAUCUGUUUGGACAGAAGAAGAGUGUAGAAAUUUUGAACAAGGGCUAAAGGCCUACGGAAAGGAUUUUCAUUUGAUUCAGGCCAAUAAAGUUCGAACAAGGUCAGUUGGUGAAUGUGUAGCAUUCUAUUAUAUGUGGAAAAAAUCUGAACGUUACGAUUUCUUUGCUCAGCAAACACGAUUUGGAAAAAAGAAAUAUAAUCUUCAUCCUGGUGUAACGGAUUACAUGGAUCGUCUUCUAGAUGAAAGUGAAAGUGCUGCAUCUAGUCGAGCACCGUCCCCUCCCCCAACUGCCUCAAAUAGUAGUAACAGCCAGUCUGAGAAAGAAGAUGGCACUAUCAGCAAUAGUAAUCAGAAUGGGGUGUCAUCUAAUGGACCAGGUGAAAUGUUGAACAAAGAAGAAAUCAAAGUUGAAGGGUUACAUGUUAAUGGACCAACAGGUGGAAAUAAGAGACCACUUCAUGCAGAUAUGGAUACUAAUGGUUAUGAAACAGAUAACCGUACCACUGACCCAAAACUUGCCCAUAUGACUGCAAGAAAUGAAAAUGAUUUUGAUGAAAAAAGUGAGAGACCUGCCAAAAGGCGAAGGGUAAACAGCAAUGGAAAAGAAAGUCCAGGUUCUUCUGAAUUUUUCCAAGAAGCAAUGUCACAUGGAAAAUUUGAAGAACUUGAAAACACAGAUGACUAAAUUUUAGACUUGUUUUACCUUCUUUGAAGUAAAAUCUGGUGUGACUAAAAUUUUCAGGGUUGAUGGGUUACCUUAAAAAGUUGAUUUCCUUGAAGCAGUUGGUUAAAAUUUUGAAAAUUUGAAUUGAGUUCUAACUCUAGUAAAUAAGAUUUCGUAAUUCUGCCCUUUGUAGACUUUUUACUUUAAAAGUGUAAAGACCCUCUUAAGGAUAUAACAAAUAGUAUAGUCAAUUUGAAUGAACUGCGGAAAUAUCUGUACCUUCUCAUUUGAUGUAUUAAUCUUAAAAGCUCACUACAGGUAUUUUUUGCUUAGUUUGUUGGCAGAGAAGAAAAAGACCACAUUCAAAUUUAACACCAGUUUUUCUGUGUUUCUUGAAAUGUCUUUAUCUUUUAUAAGAGAAAUUUUUCUCUCCAUACAAAUUGAGUGUCAUUAUUAAGGAAACCCUUAUGAAUCCUGAAAGUUAUGCUAGCAUGAUUUUUUUAUAUAUAGAAGUUUAAAAAUAAACCAAGUCAGGUUUGUAUAUGUAAAAUUGUUGACAUCAAUGAUGUCUUUCCAUAUUCUUAUCUGGGCUUAAGAAAUACAUUCUGUAUUUUUCCAGAUUCUUUGUAGCCUUUGAAAGAUUUUUACAGUACAUAUGUCUUGACUGAGCUGUCCUUUCUUAAUACAAAAGCUUGUAUAAUUUUCUUAACUUGUACAGUUGGUAAACUUUUAUGAGAGGAAUUGAUAUUCUGAGUCUGUCAGCUUUCAUUUUAUUUUGCUAAGGUUUUUCUAAUGAAUUUUUAAGUGUUUGUGUAGUAACUAAGUCAUGUUUCUUAUACAGGUGGUAAAAUCGCAUUCAUAAAGGAUUGUGAAAAUUUGUUUUUUCAAAUUUCUACUUAGGGACAAAUAGUUUGAGAAUUUUGAAAUUAAGCAUGAUACCUAGAUUACAUAGUUUGUUUUGCGUUUGCUUUAAUUUUCAGAAUUAUUUUUGAAGCAAGACAAAAGUUUAAUGUUGGCUUAAGUGCUUCAAUAUAUCAUGCUGACCAGAAUCCUGUUCGGUUAUUUUUAUAUGCAUUAUAAAAUUUCCCAUUUUUGCAUUAACUAAACAGGGGGAAAGGUCAAGCAAUAUUUAGAUGUUGGCACACACAAGGAGUUGGCAGAUAAUAUUGAUUUUAUGAGGAAAAAGUGAUGAAGUGAGUGUAUUUCCAAGAUGAAAAUCAGAUGUACCAUUGCUCUGUAUGAUUACAAACAGGAUCAUCCAUUUGCAUAGCCUUGCAAGAGUGCCAUUUUAUUUUUAGUGCAAAAUUCUUGUUAAAAAUGUAGUUUUAUACAGCUGAUAGACCAACCUAUAUCCAGACUUUUAUAAAAGAUUAUUAACUAUUCUUGUUUUUUCACACAGGCAUACCCCAAAUGCUUCUACUGACUCAUUUUUAGCCAUCAGUUCAAGAGCCAAUGCCUUUUAAAAAUAAAUCUUCUGUGGUCUUAUUUUUAAUGGCUCAGCUGUUUCAUGCAAUUGAGUAAAGGUUUGCACUGAGAAGUUACGGUUUAGGCCUUACCCCAUGAAGUAUUACUAUUAACAUAUGUUCAGACUGCUUCCUUCCACCAAUGUGAACAACUCUUUUCCCCAAACAGUGUUAAAAUGCCACUUUACAACACUUGACUUCAUUUAAUGCACAUUCACUGUUACAUACAUAUCUAGAUAAAUCAAAGUUUUGGGUGGAAGUGUUGAGAAGCGUGCAUUUUUUGUUGGUUUUGUUUUGUUUUACCUACAAAAUUAAUUUAUCCAGAAUGGCAGCUUUAGCAGAUGGUCACAAUCCAUUUUCUAAAUCAGUUUUUAUUACACAAAUCCAAAGUAUCCUGGCUCCUAGCUCUUUGUCAGAGAUGGUCUAUAGAAGUGUUUCAAAUGAAGAGUGAUGUUGUACUUUUAAGUUGCAAUACUAAAGACGCUAUCUUCCCCUUUUUUAAAAAGAUGCAUUUUGUUUGCAGGUUUGUGAAGUUCUUGGAAACUAAUACCACAGGAACAUUUUUAGUACAUUCUCAGGCAUGUUUGCAAAAUAUGGCACAUGUAUACGUCUUAGGAAGUUUUACUUUUCUUAAUCUUAUCUUUUUAAAGUAUGCCUAAUGAAAGACAUUCCACUAUUAGAAUACAUAAUGCUCAGCUUUUUGUGAAGAAAUAUUUAAUUGUAUUUUGUGUUUAUACAGGUAUUUCACACAGUACUUUGUUCUUCAUAAUGCAGCCACUAUAACUUGAUAAGUCAUUGCACUACUUUAAAAUUUUUAGUAAUAUCAUGAAUUUAAUUUGCUUGAAGAUUUAGUACCUUUCAUAACUCUUGAACUCUUAACAAACUGCAUUGGGAAAAAAA